GAAGAAGCUGAACAGUAUGGUCGUCAUGAGGAAGUUGAGGAACUACAACGUCAAAUUGAUGAACUGGAAAGUCGAGCUUCUGAAUUGGUUUGUUUUCAUCACUUGUAUGUGACGGUUUGUAAUCUUCGUGAUGCUGUUGUUGAUGAAAAUAUAUCAAUUACUCCCAUUCUGUUGAUGUAUAUACUUUAA
Anisakis simplex (herring worm) is the source of this 189-nucleotide messenger RNA. NCBI's taxonomy places the organism in Eukaryota, Metazoa, Nematoda, Chromadorea, Rhabditida, Anisakidae. The record is from the annotation of a GenBank genome assembly.